Molecule: messenger RNA, 810 nt
Organism: Adineta ricciae
Lineage: Eukaryota; Metazoa; Rotifera; Eurotatoria; Adinetida; Adinetidae
Source: the annotation of a GenBank genome assembly
AUGCAAAUAGACAAAUGCUUGAUCUUGUGUUACAUUCUGUUGCUGGCCUUCGAAAGUGUGGAAUGUAGAAGAUUCCGUAAACUGGGAAAGGACGACACAGGUUUGGUGGCACUUGAAGCCGAUGACGAUGACGAUCAUGGCUCGUUUAAAUUCGAUGAUGAUGGAGAGGGCGACUCAACCAAACCUGAUAAGCACGACGACGACACAGUGCUCGGACACGAAGGAGAAGUCAACGACGAACAAAACACUGUCAGAACCAUUGAUUAUCCAAAUGGUGAUCAUUAUGAAGUGGAACGAAAUAUGUCGAACGGGGCUAAAAACGGAAAGGGUACCUUUAUUUAUGCUGAUGGAACGAAAUAUGUUGGUUCAUUUGUGGACGACUGGUUCAAUGGAAAAGGUGUGAUGACAUGGAAAAACGGUAAUAGCUACGAAGGUGAUUACGUCAAUGGCUCAAGAGAUGGUUCUGGUACUUUCAAAUUUGCCACUGGAGCAGUAUAUGUUGGUCCAUUCAAGAAUGGAGAUUUCAAUGGAGAAGGCGUGAUGACUUGGAAAAGCGGUGAUCGUUACGAAGGUUCUUUUGUAAAUGAUAAAAGAACUGGACGCGGUAUACUUUAUUUUGCCAAUGGUGAGGUGUACACAGGAUCGUUCCGCAAUGAUAAAUUCCAUGGAUACGGCGUGUAUAGAUAUAAAAAUGGCAAUGCGUUCAAAGGCAACUGGGAAAAUGGAAUGAAGAAUGGUAAAGGUAAAAUCAUCUAUGGUGAUGGAACAAUCAAAGAAAGCGUUUGGAAGAAUGACGAACCGAUCAGUUAG